Messenger RNA from Rhopalosiphum maidis (corn leaf aphid), 692 nucleotides. RefSeq lists its product as uncharacterized. The record is from RefSeq and is a predicted model, not a curated record. Bases 195 to 608 code for a protein of 137 amino acids. Lineage: Eukaryota; Metazoa; Arthropoda; Insecta; Hemiptera; Aphididae. The transcript is spliced from 3 exons.
AGUUUAUACGUAAAAACAAGGAAAGUACACUUGAUAUAAAAAAACAACGAAGUUGUAAAAAAUACCGAUCAUAUGGUUGGUAUAAAUGUUAAUUGGAAAUUUUUCGAAUUUUAAAUUAAAAAUAACAACAACAAAAAUAUACAUUUUGUAAGUUGCUAUUAAACUCUAGUGAAGAACAACAGCGACUAGUUAAAAUGAUGUUUUACAAGCAAAAAACCAUUAUUUUAUCAUUUGUUAUAAUAUUUUCAUUGGUGCAACUUAUAAAUUCUGCAGACCCUGAAGUUGCAGUACCGACAGACUCUACUAAAACAGACUCUACUAAAACAGACUCUGUAGGCAAUGACGGCGCAAACAAACCUGCAGAUCCUGCUAAAAUAGAGCAACCUACGCCGGUAAAUAUUGCGACGACACCAACUGCAACCCAACAAUCUUCAACGACACAAAAUCAAAACAGCAUAUUUUGUAAAAUGAUUUGUAUGCCCCUUCAUGCCUGCAAGACGUUUUUUGGAGACACAUUCAAAAUAAUUUGGAAAAAUAUAUUAAAAGCCAAGGACAAAAUUAUUUCCGUUUAUAAACCAUCGACCAUAACUGUCAAUAACGUCGGCUAGCUGAUUCAUUUGCAAUUAUCAUAUGAAUUGUUAUCAUUAAAAAUUCUAAUAACAAAAAAAUAAAAAAAAUAUAGUUCGUUUUUA